This is a messenger RNA of Ilex paraguariensis (yerba mate), 480 nucleotides long. NCBI's taxonomy places the organism in Eukaryota, Viridiplantae, Streptophyta, Magnoliopsida, Aquifoliales, Aquifoliaceae. The record is from the annotation of a GenBank genome assembly.
AUGGAAAGGGAAUCUUCAAGUACUAUACAAACGAAUCAAGAAAAUGAUGGGAUUGAAAUGAAUAAUGUAGUAAAUAUGGACGACGAAGUGGAAGAGCCCAAUGUUGGAAUGGUGUUUGAUAGCUAUGAAGAUUUGUUUGAUUAUUACACAACUUAUGGGAAGCGGUUGGCAUUCCCAGAUUCCCCAGUGGUUGGAAGUGAUGUCGUUAGUUCUGUUAUUGGUCCACCCAAUAGAGAAGUUGUUGAUACAAGUGGAACACAAGAGAGUGUUAUUAUCACGGUCUUGAAGGAUGAAGGUGUAGUUGACAUAUGGUGGGAAAAGAUGCCGAGUUGUUGGGGUGAAAAAAGAAGCCAAGUUGUUGGGAGGGGCACAAGUAAUGUAGGGAUUGGUGUUGGAAAUACUACAACUUUUGCUGGAGGGGCACAACUGCUACCAGGGUUGGAAAUGGUGCACUGGGUAGAGAAAUUGCAGGGCGAUUAA